AUUGUAAACUUUUUGUAAGGAAUGCCAAUGACCUUCUUUUUAUGCAUAUUUCUAGAUUACUCUAUAGAAUCAUAUUGAAUACUUGUAACUCGAUAGAAAAACUCAAUAAAGAAUCCAUAAACACAUCUUACUUCAUAACAUCCCUAUUCUUCUUUUCUUGGUUAGGGGGAGGAGGAGUGGUUCGUCGAAUGAUCGUUCAAGAAAUAUGUUUCUGGUAGUUCCCUGUCAAGUAACCACUUUGAUUCCACCGUGGUUACUGGACCCUAUAAAAGGACCUUAUUGGGUGAAAACUUGUUUCCAAGAGUUACUUUCUGACGCUGUACUUGGUUACGAACCCAGUUUGGGUGGCGUCAUACUUGCUUAUGGUAACAUUCGAUUGCCUGAAAAUGCAGUAACAUGGGUAGAUUAUACUCCUUUUGGAAAAGUAACUUGUCAAGUCAAGGUAUUGUUGUUUCCACUGAAACCUGGUCAGCGGUUGAUAGGAAGGGUUGUUUUUGUGGGCGAAGAUCAAGUUAGUUUGCAAGUAUUUGGAGUGUUUCCUGCUGUUAUAACGGUGGAUAAUGGGUUGAGUGACUAUGCUAUUUUGGAUGCUGUCGACGCAGUUUCUACGGAUGGGAAAUCAGAGUGGAGACAAGAAGCAGUGGAAGAUCAUCGAGAGAAGAUCGGUAUUGGGAGUUGGUUACGCUUUGAAAUAUUACAAGUGCAACUGGGUGCUUCGGAAAGACUUUUUUUAUUACAUGGAACUUUGAAAGAAACGAGAGAGCAGUUAACAGGAGAAGAAAAACUAGGAUUGUUGGAUGAGGACCAAGUUCGAGAAAGCUUUUCAUUGCCAAGCAAAGUACAAUCCAAAAGGAAAGGAAGACGUCGUUCGAAUAUAUUCAAACAGGAAAGAACACCUCGUGAGAAGGAACCAUUUUCAUUUGAAUAUAGUUCACUGGGAGACCCACUUUUAGAUGAUCCUACUCUGAAGACAGUUGUUCAUCACUAUUUUGCAGACCAUUCGCCUGAAGAAGAAGAAGAAGAAGAAGAAGUGGAUAGAGACCAUGAAGAUACAAGAAUAUCUCCAACGAAGACAACUAUGGAAAGUAUAGGUUGCUCCACAAAAGACUCAACAUCUGAGAGAAAAAAGAAACAUUCAAAGAAGGAUAAGAAACAUGAAAGGAAACGAAAGAAGAAACAUAAGAAAGAGAAAAGGAAGAGAAAGGAAGAAGAAGAUAAAAGGAAUCGUAAAAAGCGUAGAAAACAUUCCAAAUGAGAAGAUGCGCAAUGGCAGUGAUUAUGAUAGCGUUAAGAAUAGAAUGAUCGAAUAGGUUUUCUAUAGAAGAGACAUUUUGUUAUGGCUUAUUUUAGAAUAGAGACAUUCCAUCCUAUUGAUAUCCAUUUCGACACAUAAAUAUGACCGAAUGGGACUAUUCUAACAGCUUG
This is a messenger RNA of Galdieria sulphuraria, 1425 nucleotides long. RefSeq lists its product as uncharacterized. Gene Ontology annotation, biological process: DNA-templated transcription initiation. Gene Ontology annotation, cellular component: RNA polymerase I complex. The transcript is spliced from 3 exons. The record is from RefSeq and is a predicted model, not a curated record. Bases 206 to 1255 code for a protein of 349 amino acids. NCBI's taxonomy places the organism in Eukaryota, Rhodophyta, Bangiophyceae, Galdieriales, Galdieriaceae.